AUGUUAAACAACAUUCUCAUAUUGUCUCUUCAGAUAAGCCUCCUAAGAACCACUCUUGGUGGGAAUGUUCUAAUUUGGCCAAUGGAAGGUAGUCAUUGGCUGAAUAUUAAGAUAAUUAUUGAUGAGCUCAUUGAAAAAGAGCAUAAUGUGACUGUGCUGGUUGCAUCUGGUGCACUUUUCAUUAUGCCGACCUCUAACUCAUCUCUGACAUUUGAAAUGUAUAAGGUGUCCUUUGGCAAAGAAAGAAUAGAAGGAGUGAUCAGGAACUUUGUUUUGACAUGGCUGGAAAACGGACCAUCUCCUUCAACCAUUUGGAGAUUCUAUCAGGAGAUGGCCAUAGUCAUCGAGGACUUCCACAUGGUGUCUAGAGAGAUCUGUGAUGGUGUUCUUGAAAACCAAAAGCUGAUGGAAAAGUUGAAGAAAAGGAAGUUUGAGGUCCUGUUAUCAGAUCCAGUGUUUCCUUGUGGUGAUAUAGUAGCUUUAAAACUGGGAAUUCCAUUUAUGUACUCUCUGAGGUUUUCUCCAGCCUCAACAGUGGAAAAGCACUGUGGAAAAGUACCAUACCCUCCUUCCUACGUUCCUGCUAUCUUGUCAGAACUCACCGACCAGAUGACUUUCUCUGACAGAAUCAGAAAUUUCAUCUCCUACCAUCUGCAGGACUACAUGUUUGAAACUCUUUGGAAAUCAUGGGAUUCCUACUACAGCAAGGCUUUAG
Molecule: messenger RNA, 715 nt
Organism: Galeopterus variegatus (Sunda flying lemur)
Lineage: Eukaryota; Metazoa; Chordata; Mammalia; Dermoptera; Cynocephalidae
Product: UDP-glucuronosyltransferase 2A1
Exons: 1
Molecular function (GO): UDP-glycosyltransferase activity
Source: RefSeq, a predicted model, not a curated record